This is a messenger RNA of Vespula vulgaris, 1811 nucleotides long. Its product is annotated as mRNA export factor GLE1-like. Gene Ontology annotation, molecular function: protein binding. NCBI's taxonomy places the organism in Eukaryota, Metazoa, Arthropoda, Insecta, Hymenoptera, Vespidae. The transcript is spliced from 8 exons. Bases 530 to 1378 code for a protein of 282 amino acids. The record is from RefSeq and is a predicted model, not a curated record.
GUACUCGACCAAUCAUAUGCUUUCAUCGAAAUACAAGAUAUAUAAAAUGUUUUUCCUAACAUCAUAUAGAUAGCGCUGUAUUCAUUACAAAGAAGAAUCAAGUUCAAAUGGUAAGUCAAAAAAAAAAUCUUUCUCUUUUUAAAAAUUAUUUCAUAUUAUUACAAUUAUUUCCAAUAAAAUAAAUAUAACCAAUUAUUUAAUACGUUCUCCAUCAAAGGUUGAGUUAAAACAAUAAUAAUUUGAUAAAGACAACGAAUUUCACUGAAUUUCAACAAGUCGUUAUCUGUUCGAUUUUUUAAUGGAAGAUUACAUUCGCGUUGCCAAUGAGAAUAGAUACCAUAGAAACGUAAAUAAGCCUUUUAUAUUGCUUCUUUAUUUCUUUAGUUAUCAAUAGCGUGGGCAGUAACGUGCGUUUGUAUCCGCAAUAGUUGAUAGGUAACUUAUUGCUAUCAAUUCGUGGGACGGUAUAACACACACACACACACACACACCACGUCAAUUUACUUGUACGUAUACUUAUAUUGUAGAUAUGGAUUUACAUGCGCAAUACGAAAUAGCGAUUCAGAGAAUGGUUAAUUUAUUUGUGGAAUUUACGAAAAAAAUAAAGGCAAUGAAGUGUUUAACGCUGGAAAAAUUAAUCGAUGAGUUAAAUAUAUUCAAGAUUUUAAUCGAAAAAGAAAUGCGAACGACACCUAUGAUACGAAAGACGUACGAAAUAAAAAUACAUACAUGUCAAAAAGAUCUAAAGAUGGCGGUGAAGGACGUUGAUGCUUUACGCUGUUCGUUGGAAGAGGAAAUAUUAAAAUUCAACGAGUUUAAAGAGGAAACGAUUAUCGAUAUCGCAAAAGAAGAAUCGAUAAGUCGAUCUAUUACAGAAAUGGCGAAAAAAAAAAUGGCUGAACAAAUAGAAAAAUCUGAACAUGAAAUAAUGAGAAUUUGCAAAGAGCAUCAAAAUAAAAUGGAAUUACUUCGAACAGAAAUAGAUUCUUUCGAUGAAAAAAUAAAAUUGAUAAAUGCUGAAAAUGCUACACGAGAGAAAGAUUUACGAACCACACGUCUGAAGGUACAAAACAAAGCUAUUGAAGUUCUAGCAAAGUACGAUCGUGUAAUUGGCACUAAAUAUAAAUUAUUAGAAAAACUGACAAGCACAAAUAACGCUCUUAAAGAAGAACAAGAAGAACUUCGUACACGUUUGAUGGAUCAAAACGAAUUAUAUGUUCGUUUGAAGGAAGAACAAGAGAAAGAAAUAAUGAUAGCAUUUUUAGAAAGAAUGAAACAUUUUCAACAAAAUCGUGCGGCUAAGAUCAUCCAGAAAACGUGGAGAUUGUAUCACGAACGGCAGUUACUGAAGAGGAAGAAGAAAACAAGAAGGAAAUAGAUUUUUUGUUCGUUAGGAACGAAUAGUACAAUUAGGAAGUGUGGGCGUGCAGAUAUAUCUACGCAUACAUAUGUAAGUACGCAGCGUGGGAGAAGGAUAACAUGCGCCGGCGCGUCGUCGAAGCGCAUGCUCCGAAAUCGACACAACAAGGUUCGGGGCUUGGGGUUAAUAUUCGCUCGAGUAGGCCAGCCUAGCGUGGAAGAGAGGCCGCAGGUGGUCGAUCGUUACCGAGAGCUGUACUGUAGCCCGGGGACCGUAACGUCCUUUGAAUUUCGUUACAAGGAUUUUUUCUUUAAUGAAAGAGGAAUACGGAUUUAAACGAUGGGGAAUAUAAGAAGUUCUCCUCGAUUUCGAAGAUAAAUGUAAUAAAAGAUUUUUCAAGAAUACGUUGAUAUAGAGAACAAAAGGGAGAAACUUUCAAUUAUUACGAUGA